CGUUCGGCGCAGUGUUCUCUUCUUCUUAACCCGCAAGCACACGCGCGGCGCCGGCGAGGCCACACGAGCACCAGUCAGCCGCCACCGCCAUGCGGCUCCCCGCCGGCGCACGCCUCGCGCUCCUGCUCGCCCGCCGCUCUCUCUCCUCCUCCGCCUCCUCCUCCUCCCGCCUCCCGCGGGCGCACAGAGGGAUAUGGAGUGACGCAGCACGCGUGGUGCCCUCCCGGAGUUCGCCCUUCUCGUCACCGAGUAGCGCCCACAGGUUCUUCCACGGAACCAGGCCGGUGGCGGCAAGGGACUACUACGAUGUGCUCGGCGUCAGUAAGAACGCUAGCCAAUCAGACAUCAAAAAGGCCUAUUAUGGGCUUGCAAAGAAGCUUCAUCCAGACACGAAUAAAGGUGAUGCAGAUGCAGAACGGAAGUUUCAAGAGGUUCAACGAGCUUAUGAGACUUUGAAGGAUGAACAAAAAAGAUCAUUAUAUGAUCAGGUUGGUCCUGAUCAGUAUGAGAAAGCUGCUUCUGGUGGAGGCGGAACUGGCUUUGAGGGUGGUUUUGGAAAUCCAUUUGAGGAUAUUUUUAGUGGUGGCGGUGGCAGCGGUGGAAUGAAUGAUUUCUUUAGGAACAUUUUCAGGGAUAGGGACUUUGGAGGACGAGAUGUUAAGGUUGCACUUGAACUAUCAUUUAUGGAAGCAGUUCAAGGGUGCAGCAAAACGAUAAACUACCAAACGUCUGUAAAAUGUGAAACCUGCGGUGGAGCUGGUGUGCCUCCUGGAACCAAACCUGAAACAUGUCCAUCUUGCAGGGGUUCAGGAUUUAUGUUCAUGCAAACCGGGCCCUUCAGGAUGCAAUCAACAUGCACAAAAUGUGGUGGUUCUGGGAAGACUGUGAAGGAAUUCUGCAAGACAUGCAGAGGAAACAAAGUUGUGCCUGGAACGAAAUCAGUCCACCUUGACAUACUGGCUGGUUCGGAUAAUGAGGAUACUAUAAAGGUUGUUAGAUCAGGUGGAGAAGACCCAGACGGCCGUCCAGGUGAUCUUUAUGUGACCCUCAAGGUUCGUGAGGAUCCUGUAUUCCGUAGAGAAAAAGGUGAUAUUCAUGUUGAUGCUGUUCUGAAUGUGACUCAGGCAAUUUUGGGAGGGACAGUUCAAGUCCCAACUCUUAGUGGAGACGUUGUUCUAAAGGUCAAACCUGGUACUCAACCUGGUCAGAAGGUAGUUCUGAGAGGAAAAGGGAUCAAGGCAAGAAACUCACCAUACUAUGGAGAUCAAUAUGUCCAUUUCAAUGUCACCAUCCCUAUGAAUUUGACACCAAGACAGCGGGUGCUGAUUGAGGAAUUCGCGAAGGAAGAGCAAGGCGAAGAUGAGAAGGACGCGAAGGCAGCCGGGGCAUCAGGAUAGCCUAUUUUAGGAGCCAAUCCACAUUCCAAUAGUGCCUUAGCUGAUCUUUAUACCGUGAGGUAGAAUAGGCUGCUGCCUGAAAUUCGCAGGCAACAUAUAGCUGGUUGCAUGGAAUACUGGAAUUUCCACCGCAACAUAUAGAUCUUUGUUUGGGAUUUUGUAGCUGGAAUAAUACUAGAUCGCCCGUGCCUGAUAUGUUCAAUCCUAAGCCUAAUGCUAGCAGGGCGUGCAAGGACUCUUGUACAAUUUUGUUGAUCAGGGUGACCAGAUGUAAAAACACACGGUACCAAUGCCAAUUCAUGUUUUCUGUCGAGGUUUUGGCUUUUAUUAAGAGAAGAUGGACUACUGUAGUUCCUGGUUUCUGUCUGUUCUCGACGAAAGAUGUAAUUCCAAUUCCGUGUUGACUGUUUCCAAGAAAGAAUAUAUACUAUAGUUUGUGGGUUGGCAUGAA
Messenger RNA from Sorghum bicolor (sorghum), 1848 nucleotides. RefSeq names its product chaperone protein dnaJ GFA2, mitochondrial. Gene Ontology annotation, molecular function: heat shock protein binding; ATP binding. Gene Ontology annotation, cellular component: cytoplasm. NCBI's taxonomy places the organism in Eukaryota, Viridiplantae, Streptophyta, Magnoliopsida, Poales, Poaceae. The coding region runs from base 90 to 1397 and encodes 435 amino acids. The record is from RefSeq and is a predicted model, not a curated record. The transcript has 17 exons. Gene Ontology annotation, biological process: protein refolding; response to heat.